This is a messenger RNA of Rubroshorea leprosula, 1231 nucleotides long. Lineage: Eukaryota; Viridiplantae; Streptophyta; Magnoliopsida; Malvales; Dipterocarpaceae. The record is from the annotation of a GenBank genome assembly.
GGUUUCAGCAACUUUCUAUUUUUCAAAACUUUGAGCUAAACAGUGUUUGUUUGGUUGAGUUUCACUAAUAUUCAGAUAAAUGGUAUUAGAAAGACAUUUAUGAGCUAAACUGUCAUUUCAUGCACUAGUUAUCUUCUUCUUGGCUUACUAGUUUGGUUUCCUCUUGUGUGUAAGAGUACAUUAUAAUUAUUAUUUUUUAGAAAAAAAUUUUAUCAUUAGAGUGAUGGAGGUGAGGUUGGAGUAUCCUCCACAUGUACUAUCCUCAAGUUUUGGUCACUGCACUUGAUGCACAGGUAAACUGUCUUCUUUGGAAAGGAGAAAAUUUGAACAAUAGGUUUUUUAUCCUAAUGAUAGUCUUCAGGCUCGGUUGUUUAUCUCCAUAAUGUGAGCUUCAUUUUGUUAUCAAAUUUAGCCUUCUUAAAGGUCUCUCAUAGUCCUAUACAACAUGAUUAGAUGUAUCGUGGAAGAAAAGAAGGAUGAAGAAGAUAGGACACUGAAUGAAGGCGAAGCAGAGAUUGCUAUUUCACAUGCAAAGAGACUUGCUUACUCAGGGCGGAGUCCAAGCUUCCAAUAUUGGAAUUAUUACCCCACAUGUAAUGCAGGUUCUAUUACUAAAAAUGUUGAGAAGCAAUGAGAACUGGCUAAUGGAUACAUCAACUGUGAAUGUAGCUUCUUCUUGGUCCACAACCCCACUUCAUACAACUAAAUGCAAGACAGAUGCUUCUUGUUGUUCUAGAAGUGGCAGAUUGGUCUACCAGUGGUUAUGAGGGAUGCUGGAGGUCAGGUUAUAGAUUGGCAUAGCUAUUCAACAAUGUACCUUAUCUGCCCUCGCAGAAGAGGCAUAAGUUCUUCGUCUUGCAGUGGGAAGGGCAACGGCAAAUGGGUUUCAAGAGUCAUUUUUGAAGCAGCAAAAGUUAGCUCGGCAAAUUGCUUCCGUUGUGGAACCCAUGUGUGUACUCUGCUACCAGCCUUUGAAUGGUUUGAUUUUGUGUUUGUGCCUGGAAUAAGCUAACAAAGCUACUCAACUGGGUUGCUAUUGGGCGCACUGUCUACCCGUGGAAUUUUGUAAACUAUUGUAUAUAGAUAUUGCUUAGGGUUAAAGAAGGUAAGGCCUCCUGAAGUGGUCCAAUUCACCAGUGGGCUUGGACUGGAAAGUUGAAAAAGCCUGUACGAUUGUUGAAAAAGUACUAAUUUAAUUCUUAAAUUUUUAAAAUAAAUAUCAAUUUAUUCC